Molecule: messenger RNA, 828 nt
Organism: Pleurotus ostreatus (oyster mushroom)
Lineage: Eukaryota; Fungi; Basidiomycota; Agaricomycetes; Agaricales; Pleurotaceae
Exons: 4
Coding region: 1-828 (275 amino acids)
Source: RefSeq, a predicted model, not a curated record
AUGCCCUCGACGUCUCCAGCUCGUGGACAGGCGGAUGACAGCCAAGUCAUCGUCACGUACGACCCACUGCGUCUCCAAGCAUCCGGCGACCAUCCGACAGCGUGGAGCGAGGCGAACAUGGGCGGGAGGCGCGCGCAGACGACGCACGAACGUACCUGGCAGACGCCUAGCAAUGCUUACACUCCCCCUUUUCCAUUCUGCGCAGCGCACCGUGGAGGCGAUAACAGGAGCCGUCUCAAAUCGUCGAGUCGAUGGGGCCCUUACACAACUCUCCCUCUCUCACAGGUCAUCGACGUCACCACCUCUGGCACACACGCCUCGAUGACACCACGUCGCGACUCUCCCUCUCUCACGCAGCCUCUCACUACGCUACUCUACGCAUUCGCACUCGCAUUCCCGCGUCAUCCUCUCUCUCUCUCUCGCAUGCCAUCCCCACUCGCAUACUCACCCCGUCGCAUUCCUUCGCUCCCCUCCAACGCCUUCCAACGCCGUCCACCUGGCAGAUCAAAGCCCACCCCACUUCCAUCCUUGUCCACCAACGCACGCAAACCUCGACCCCACCCUUCCUUCGCCCAAUACACCUCCCUACUCACGUCGUCAAACCCGCAAACCGUCGCUGUGGAUGGUCUGCAGGGAACUCUCAGAUCCCUGUUUACGACAACUAGCGCCCACUCGUUCGCUAGCCGUCCGAUCCGUCCGAUCCCAACUCCAACGCACUCCCUUCCCGCGCCAACGCCUCCGUCUCCACUCGCACACACCACCGUCACCGCCGCCGUCCCCAUUCGUAUCCCCGCCGCCGUUCAACCCACUACACCGCCCGCGCACUGA